Molecule: messenger RNA, 3613 nt
Organism: Sphaeramia orbicularis (orbiculate cardinalfish)
Lineage: Eukaryota; Metazoa; Chordata; Actinopteri; Kurtiformes; Apogonidae
Gene: kcnj5
Product: potassium inwardly rectifying channel subfamily J member 5
Exons: 4
Coding region: 382-1704 (440 amino acids)
Biological process (GO): potassium ion import across plasma membrane; regulation of monoatomic ion transmembrane transport
Cellular component (GO): plasma membrane
Molecular function (GO): inward rectifier potassium channel activity
Source: RefSeq, a predicted model, not a curated record
GAGAGGAGCAUUCAAGAGAGAGCACACGCAAUUUUACAUCCUUUCCAUCUCUUCUCUCACCCACUCUGUGUCUGCCUUCCUCUCUCUCUCUCUCUCUCUCUCUCUCUCUCUCUCUCCCUCUCUCUCUCUCCUCCUCUCCCUCAGACACACAUACACACACACGUGCAAAGGCAGACCCCCCUCUCACACAGGAGUAGAUAGAGAGCGGUGAAGAGCAGAAGGAGCUGGGUGGCAAGGAGAGAGACAGGAGGGCUGUUGUUGAUUGAACAAAGCCAGGAAAGGAGUGCGCAGUCCUGGGGAGAACAGCAGCUGUGAAAUGCCUCGGAGGGAGCCUGCCAGCUACUCCUGCAGAGACCUGAAGGUGUUGAGCUGCAGUUGAGGAUGGCAGGAGAUUCUCGAGUCCUCAUGGACCACAACAUGGAGAUAGGAGUCACACCUGCACAGGUCAAGAAGCUUCCUAAACACCUGCGGGAAGCUCAGAUAUCGACAGAGCGAACCCACUUGAUUUCUGAUCCUGCAAAGAAGCCACGGCAGCGGUACGUGCAGAAGGACGGCAAGUGCAAUGUUCAUCACGGAAAUGUGCAAGAGACCUACCGUUACCUCAGUGACUUAUUCACGACACUGGUGGACCUACGUUGGCGUCUUAGUUUCUUCAUUUUUACUUUGGUCUAUGUAGUCAACUGGCUUUUCUUUGGCUUUCUGUGGUGGCUGAUUGCACUCAUCCGUGGGGAUCUGUUGCAUGCUGAUGAGGAGGGCUGGACCCCCUGUGUGGAAAACCUCAACAGUUUUGUCUCAGCUUUCCUAUUCUCCAUUGAGACAGAGACAACCAUCGGGUAUGGGUAUCGCGUAAUCACAGAAAAAUGCCCUGAAGGCAUCAUACUUCUUUUGGUGCAGGCCAUCUUGGGUUCCAUUGUUAACGCCAUGAUGGUGGGGUGCAUGUUUGUGAAGAUCUCACAGCCAAAGAACCGUGCCGAGACCCUCAUGUUCUCACAUAAAGCUGUCAUAUCUGUGAGAGACAACAAGAUGUGCCUGAUGUUUCGGGUGGGGGACCUGAGGAACUCUCACAUUGUGGAGGCGUCAAUCCGAGCGAAGCUGAUCCGCUCGCAGCAAACCAAGGAAGGGGAGUUCAUCCCACUCAACCAGACUGACAUAAACAUCGGCUUUGACACGGGAGAUGACCGCCUGUUUCUGGUGUCACCGCUCAUCAUCUCUCAUGAGAUCAAUGAGAAGAGCCCCUUCUGGGAGAUGUCACUGGCGCAAAUGGAGAAGGAAGAGUUUGAGAUCGUUGUUAUCCUUGAGGGCAUGGUGGAGGCUACAGGGAUGACCUGUCAGGCGCGAAGUUCCUACCUGGACACAGAGGUGCUUUGGGGCUACCGCUUCACCCCCGUUCUCUCCCUGGAAAAGGGCUUCUACGAGGUCGACUACAACAACUUCCACGAUGUGUACGAGACCAACACCCCUACCUGCAGCGCCAAGGAGCUAGCUGCUAAGCUUCGGGAGGGGCCCCUAUUGCCUCAGCUUUCUCUUCUUAGCCCUGAGCCCAAAAUGCACACUUUUGACCCCUUAGACCGCCUGUCCAAAGGGGACCCACUUACCCAGGAUGAGGACAAAGACGAGAGAGAUUCAGGGGGUGACAGAGGAGAGACCAAUGGCUCAGCCGCUGCUUUGGAGGAGCCGCCCCUGCCUGAUGGACUGCCUGACUGAUGGCCGAAUCAGCUAAAACACCAGCAAAGACUGGACUAGAGGACAGGACAAUAUAAUGCUUCAUUUAGUCAAUGGCCAGCUUGUUCCAUUGCAGUGCUUGGAGAUACGAGACAUCUUUCUCCAACACCUGACUCAUGCAAUACUCCUCUACUAGAGUGUCAAUCUAGUAUAGAUUGUUUUUAGACACGUAAGUAUACAUACACGGACACACACGUACAAUAUCUAUAUAAAGGUUGGUGGUUCAGAUUGUGUUUUUAUAAUCGCAAUGACCACUUUCAGCUAUAACAGCUCAAGUUGUAUAAUGUAAACUUGAGCGGAAACUGGUAGCCAUGACAGAGUACCAUGGGCUUAUUAUGGAUACACCAAUAUUCUCAUAUACAGUGUGUUAAUUCAGCUUUAUUUAAGCAGCGUAACAGUCUCAUAAUUCAGCUUAACAUCUGACAGCAGCUUGUGCGUGGUAACAGAACCUUAUUAUUGAUUCAUUUUUAAAUGUGGGAGAUCAUUAUUUCCUUACUGUAUGUGUGUUAUUCUGUGUCCAAGCCCCCUUAACUUGGAGGAAAUACAGCGUCUAUUUUGCAUAGGCAAGAGAAGUUGUAGAAAAUCACUCUGAGAGGCAACAUGUACUGGCAGAAACAAACUAGUUCUGUUUUCUUUGGCUUUUCCACAUGGUCGUGCUGUCUUGAAUACUCUCAUUGUAUGUGUCUGAUUGUCUCUCCAACACCUUGCCCCAAAAGUAAGCAGCUAGUACCUCAUUUUGAUACUCAUUUUCAGGGUUUAAAAUGAACAUUAACAACUACACAUAUGUUGGUAAUGUUUGUAUGUGCUAUUUUGGAAAAACCCUGACUGGUUUAAGAUUUAAUUCCCAUUCCCACUAUACUAACUAACUAAAACAUUAAUUCAAUGCCCUUUUCUUGGUACAUAAAGCACAAUUUCCCAAGAGAUGAUAACACCACGCUGACCUAACCGCCCACCUCGCCUCGCUACUGGCUGAUGCAUGUCAGUCCUAGUUAAAAGUGACAUUCAAAUGUAGAUUCAAAUAUUUUAUAUGAAAUAUUUAUUCUCAGCCGCUAUUUGAAAUGUUCUUGAUUUUUUUAUACACUGUACACAUGAAUAUUUCAGAAAUGCUCCACAAGCUAAAUGAAAUGACCCAUGUAUCCAUUUGUGUUUGUUUUCUUUUUAUUUUGAAAUAUUUAAGAGAUAUUCCACCUGGAGAUUUUUCAGUGGCAUUAUAGACAUGUUUACGGACGAAAGAAGGAAAUUAUAUUCUGUCCACUAACUUUUACAUCUGCCCAUCAUUUGGAUUAGUUUUUGUCAAUUUUAAACCAUAUCUUAUUAUUGAAGGCCUCCUUUGCACAGACAUACUUAAUUCAUCCUUCACUUUGGCCCCUGGAUCUUUUGCUUGAUGUAGUUUAUGACAGUCACAUCUGUUUUGGAAGCUGACACUUGGCUGUGGGGGCCAUAGCCUACAAUACUUUGUGGAUUUUAUUCAAAGAGACACGUGUCAGAGCUUGCAUGCAUGAAUAUCCCCAAAUGCCCUCCCCCUCCAUUGCUGAGUAAGUUUAAUACAGUAACAAAUACAGGGUAUUUUUUAGGCAUGCAAAUUAUGAGAUUUCUACACUAUAUUAUGAGUUAAUGUAAUAUUACUGAAAUAUUAUUUGUUGAAAGAAAAAGAGAUUCCUGAUACUUUAAAAUCUCCCACUCCCCAAUUCAGUGUUUUUGUUUUUUGUCUUCUAACAGAUGCUUGCCCAAUCAAUGUGUUUAUUUCAGUGUGACAUUAUAGCAUCUUACUAUGUAUUCCAUUUGCUAAAUGAUACGUUUGUCAUUAGAGAGAGAUCAUCUUUCAUUGCUGGAAUGUCAUCUGUUUUCUGUGUGUUCUCAUGGGAAUAAACAUAAUAUGGCCGAAAGAACA